UUUACACAAUUCUCACACUGCAAAUGCCAAAAUGGCGUCCAGAUUGUGUAGAAUUUUUAAACCAACCUUUUUAGCAGUCUUUAACAAAGGUCCUAUUCAACCUCUAGUAGCAUCUCCAUUCUACAGACUUCAGUCUACAGACUCAACUCAGACUAACAAACCUACUGUGCGUCAACAGAAUCCCCCUCUCCGUAAAAUCCUGUCCGAGUUUGGCGUGUACGUCGGCGAAUGUCUUCCCAAGUACAUCCAGGAAGUGAACGUGACCACCUGCAAUGAGCUAGAGAUCCUCAUUCACCCGGAAGGUGUCGUCCCGGUGAUCACCUUUCUCAAGGAUCACACCAAUGCACAGUUCACGUGUCUUGCUGAUCUCUGUGGCAUGGAUGUACCGUCGAGAACAUAUCGCUUCGAGAUCAUUUAUAAUUUGCUGUCACUGCGUUUCAACUCCAGAAUCCGAGUGAAGACGUACUCCGAUGAGCUUACUCCAGUCGACUCCAUUUGUUCAAUUCACAAAUCUGCCAACUGGUAUGAAAGGGAGGUGUGGGACAUGUUUGGCGUAUUCUUUGCCGAUCACCCAGACUUGAGAAGAAUACUGACAGACUAUGGAUUUGAAGGACACCCGUUCCGUAGAGAUUUCCCACUUGUUGGAUACACAGAGGUGCGUUAUGACGACGAAGUGAAGCGAUGUGUAAUUGAACCGAUAGAAAUGGCUCAAGAGUUCAGGAAGUUUGAGUACAAUAGCCCUUGGGACCAUUUUCACAAAUACAAUGCGGAAAGGAAAAAGGAAGAUACUCCUCAAAUUAAAGACAAGCCUGAGGGAUCUUAAAUGGACACUGAUAGUAAUUUAAUACGUCAUGUUUGCAGAAAAUCUAUAGACAUGAUAAUUUAAAGCCUAGAUUAUAUUAUACGAUGCGAUACAUCUCAACUGUUGAGUCAUGUCAUGUAGUAUGUAUUUAAAAACCUGUUGAUCUGUGACUGAAUUUUAGUUGGCACGAUUCAAAAACCAUCGUACAGUGUGGCUCAUGAUGACAUGGCUUUGAGUCGAGUCGUGUCAUAUAAUUGGUUGAGUUGCGUCAUAUAGUAUGAUCUGGGCUUAAGUGUACAUACAGGAUUUUUGAAACCUACAUUUGGCAGUUAUUAAUACACUAAGCGUACAGUGUCUUUGGACAACUGGUAACAUAACAGGCACAGAAAGAGUAUAGACAGUGGUAAUUAAAAGACCAGCUACACAGGUAUAUAGAAAUCUAUAAACCUUAUCAUUUGAUAUGACAUCCAAUGGCGUAGCCAGCAUGAGGCAGACAAGGUGCUUGCCUCAUCUGGAAUUUCCUCAGAUUUAUUUUAUUUUUCCCAUGACACUGAUAUUUAUUUUACAGGUCUGGGUUUCCCUGUGCAUUUUUUCCUCUCUGGCUAUGCCCCAGACAUUUCAGACUGUCUGGCUUUAUUUAACGUUUGUGUUUGGUAAGUAAAGUGUUUCAAAUUAAAACAGAGAUUUACUUUGUUAAUAUUAGGUGACCAUUUGUGAAAAGUACAAUGCAUAGAUUAAGUUUUCAACAAAGCUCUGAUGGUGUUGAAAAUUUGUCAGUUUGAAAAAGUUAUAUGACAAUAUGACGUAGUAUCCAUUUUUCAAACAAUGGGUUUAUCAUGUUUUAUAGCAAAUUGCUUAAACAUGUUUGUUCCUUUUGUAGUUGUUUUGUUUGACUAAAAACAUUGUGAAGCUUGAAA
Molecule: messenger RNA, 1719 nt
Organism: Gigantopelta aegis
Lineage: Eukaryota; Metazoa; Mollusca; Gastropoda; Neomphalida; Peltospiridae
Product: NADH dehydrogenase [ubiquinone] iron-sulfur protein 3, mitochondrial-like
Exons: 6
Coding region: 32-823 (263 amino acids)
Molecular function (GO): NADH dehydrogenase (ubiquinone) activity
Source: RefSeq, a predicted model, not a curated record